Paramacrobiotus metropolitanus is the source of this 846-nucleotide messenger RNA. RefSeq lists its product as uncharacterized. The record is from RefSeq and is a predicted model, not a curated record. NCBI's taxonomy places the organism in Eukaryota, Metazoa, Tardigrada, Eutardigrada, Parachela, Macrobiotidae. The transcript is spliced from 2 exons. The coding region runs from base 370 to 846 and encodes 158 amino acids.
CUAAUGACUUGCUUACUACUGACGCAACAACGGAAUAUGCCGAGUAUCUGUAUCUCAAAGAGAAACUGGAAACCGCGCUCGACCGCGUAAUCUCUAUACGCACGCAGACGCUGGCGUUGAUAGAGCACGCGAGUCAUUCACACGAAAGAUUCGGUCUUGCUUCAAAGAUGAAAAUGACAUGCGCCGUAUUAGCCAGGAAAGGCGCACAAUCACGAUUAAGAAUGGCAGGAAUGUUGAUUUGGGGACGGAUCGCUUCUUUCUGGAUAUCAGGCAUUCUCAAAGUGGAUUAUCGAAGAUGAUGGCGGUGUGUGAGCAGCUGGUCCUGAUUAUUUCACGUUCAGCCAUUUUUUCAAGCGCGCAGCGGAGCAGAUGUUGCUAUGGUUUGCUCACCCGCGUUUGCCCAGAUCGGAGCGGAAACUGAUCCGUUGGCGUGGUCCGGACCGUCCGGAUAAUGAUCCCAGUCCAGUUAUCAUCCCGUGCCUAUGCUUUCGGUCGUCACAGACACCCACUGAACACAUGCGCAUCCUGCUAGAGGCGCUCAACGACCAGUGUCCGGCCGUUAGUCAGCGGGUGUUCAAAAAGGUCAAAACUAUACAUGCGCGAUGGGUGCAAACGGUAGCCUAUCCGGAUCAGUGGAACAGCAUUGCCCUCUUUCUGUACCUGUUCAACCAUCUGCGCCCUGGUGAUGCACCAAAGGAAUGGGAUACGCUAGAUCUUCGCCAGUUGGACAUCGCUGAACUGAGCCCAAUCACAUUUGCAGCUCUGGAUGGAUGCUUCAACGAUGAGCCGGAUGACGACUUUGGUCAUGACGAGGAUGGCGGUUUAUUGCAGUGGCUAUUUAGUUAG